UUGACCGCCACACGCGUCCGCGUCCUUGCUCUUGACCUUCAUCGACUCGCCUAGUCGAGGAGAGUGCGGAGGUGCCUCAUCUUGACCCAUCAAAACUAUCUCGCUCCCCAAUGGCGUUCGUCUCUUGCAGCCCUCCUCGGGCCCCUCCCGUUCAGUAUGCGACACCUUUGGGAACUCGCUGGGCCAAAGAGACGGCCGCCGCUGGUGGUGUCAGUGCUUUCGAUCUUCCUAGUGAUCCAAAGGAAAUCGGUCACUGGGUCCUUGGUGAGUGCGUCGGAAAGGGUGCGUCGGGUCGCGUCAAGAUAGCCAAGCAUCGCGUUACUGGACAACUCGCUGCCGUCAAGAUCCUCCCUCUCGCGCCUCUCGUCAACUCGCGUGCUUCUCUGGCAACACAACAGGCGAAGAGCGAGAAACAACGCCUAGGCAUAGACCGAGAAAUCACUAUGAUGAAGCUGAUGAACCAUCCGAAUAUCAUGCGCAUAUACGACGUCUACGAGGGCUCGAACGAGCUCUUCUUGAUCUUGGAGUACAUUCAAGGCGGCGAGCUUUUCGAUUUUCUUGUCAACCGCGGACGUCUCCCUCCCGCCGAGGCUUUGGAAUACUUCAAACAGAUCAUCUACGGACUCAACUACGCUCACACAUUUUCUAUCAUCCAUCGCGAUCUCAAGCCCGAGAACAUCCUAAUUGCUUCACUAUCUCCUCCUAUCAUCAAAAUCGCUGACUGGGGUAUGGCCGCCUUCGCCCCUCCUUCGCUCGAGCUCGAAACCAGCUGCGGUUCUCCUCACUACGCUAGUCCCGAAAUCGUCAACGGCGAGAAGUAUCAAGGCAAUGCGACAGACAUCUGGAGCUGUGGCGUUAUUCUCUAUGCGCUUCUCACUGGACGACUUCCUUUCGACGACAAGAACGUCAAAAUCCUUCUCUCUAAAGUCAAGAGCGGCAAGUAUGAUAUGCCUGCUUGGAUCGACCCAUUAGCAAUGGACCUCCUGUCCCGGAUGCUUGUUGUCGAUGUUUCCAACCGUAUUACCAUCCCUGAGAUCCUCUCUCACCCAUGGCUGUGUACCACGCCCAGCCCUGAAAAAAUGCUUUGUGCGCCGACUCCCUCACUUCCUCCGUCUCCCAGCACCCUUGCCCGGCCCAUCGGACAUCCAUCUCUCAUUGACGUGGAUCUUCUUGAAUCGCUCCGCAUCAUCUGGGGCCGUCACACGGAUGCGGAAUGCACCUCCAUCAAGCGCGACCUCUGCUCCCCGGCGGGACAAGGAGUGCACGCUAAAGCAUUCUAUUUUCUUCUUUGUCAAUACCGCGAAGAAUCGCUACGCGCGAGAGACAACAGCCUCGUUCCUACGAACAAGGUCGCGGUGCCCAGGACCCGGCAGCGCUCGACCACUGCCCCGAUUCCGCAGGUCUCCGGCCUCGCACCUCCUUUGAUGAGUCGCGGCGUUUCUUCCAAGGAUCGUACAUCAGCCCCUGUUGGACCCCGUCCUCAAAUACAGCGCAGUGUUCCGUCGAAGACCGGAACAUCUGCUCGGCCUGUUUCCACUUCUGCAUCUAUUCGUUGCCCGAGACCGCCACUCGCCAGACGCGUGCACACAUUGCCUCCCAAUGUGACCAUGGGCCAAAGCACUCGCACAGCCCCUCCUCCGCCACGUAUUACGCAGGUACCGACACCAGUUCCUGCAGCACCGGAGAGCACACUGGGGCAGGUGGACAUAGACUUGGGCUUGAGCGUGGAUCUGGAUCUCAGUCUGCGACUGAGCAGCGAUGCGAUUGCUGUCGAGACGGAGCGAGACAUCGCCGAUGAGGGGAAUCUGCCACUCCUGGUCGCUCCCAGGACCGCCAACGAAGAGCUGCAAAAAACGAUGGACGCUGUUGCUGAACGUUUGAACGGACUGGCCAAAGCACAGGCUGCUGCUGCUUCCGCUGCUGCUCGUCAAUUGCGAUCCCCGCGCGAGGAUAAGGAAAACCAGAGCGUCUCUGAGGGUUGGAGCUACGUCGGUGCAGAUGAAUUCCAAAGCGGCUUGGGUUUGGACAAUGAGGGUCGCAAUGUGGUGUUCCAGGAGAAUAUGGACCCCAAGUGGAGGAAAGACAAGGAAAGAAGGGCAAAGCAUUCCACGCUUCCAGCAUUGAAGCAAAAACGGUCGACGCUCUCACUUCUCACUUCUCCGUUAUCGCUGUCUACCGCAGGCAACAUUGCCCCGGCCAUCGACUCCGGGGUUAGCGCGUCCCGUUUAGCCUCACCUGUGGUUGGCGAAUUCAAGGGCUGGUUCUCUAACCUGUUCAGCUGGAGGGGAAGCUCCCAGUUGACACCGGGCACGGGGGUGAUCUACUCGCCUGACGGUUUAGAAAAGACGCGUCGAGAGGUCGGUCUGCUGCUGGAGCGAUUGGGGGUGAUCGUUGAAGGCAGCGGGUUCAGCUACGUGGAGGACAUCUACGUGGAUGAAGACCUGGCUUUGGUUCUACGCUGCAAAGUGGAGGAGAUGAGCGAUGCUGGAGUUGUUCCUCUGAAGCCCGUCAAGUUCCGUGUCGAGUUCUCUGCCGCACCGAACUGCUCUGCGACGAAGCAUCAGUCUGUUCCGAGCGGCCACCUUGUUUCUCCGAAUCUCAAUGGGGUUCUUAAUGCCUCGACCUCGACGAAAGCGCGCGGGACUAUGUUGACGAACAGGACUGUGUCGUCGAGUGCAGCCUUUCCACCGGGAUGUAACUCGGCCAUCGUGCUGCUGCACGAGAAAGGCAGCGCGACCACGUUCAAGAAUGUCUGGAAACGGCUCAAGGAAAGCUAUAGUCCCGAUGAGAUCAGUCCGGUUCCCAUGCUCAGUCCAGUGUUGGGCACAACUCCUUUCAUGGAACAACCUCAGCGGUUUGCGCUUUGAUGGUCUGACGAGAGAAUAAAUAAGUGUAUUAUGUCCGACAUGUUACAAUCCAUGUAUCCCUACAUUACUAGAAUAGUCUAUCACACACCCAAGUGUCCAUCACGGCGAUCAAAAACCAAAGAGAUCUACAUACCGUUGACAACCUGCAUCGAGACCGUCAAGGAAAAAGCAUCGGAACUGCCACACAACCGCAAAAGAUGAUGCAUGUGGGUGACAUACCAUAUACGUCUUGUGAUCAUAGCGAGCGGAGAAACCCCGCACGACACGUUGGGCCAUGUAAAACAUGGCGAGAGUGAGCAGCACCCCGCAGUACCCGACCAUCCAGUGCGAGCGGCGCAGAAAAUCGAGCUUCCAGCACACGGCCGGCAUGGCGCAGAUGACGAUUGCCAUGGCAGGGCGGAAGGAAUUUCCGAGAAUGAUGGGCAAUGUCCGUCGCCCUGCAAUCCUGUCGCCUUCGGCAUCACGCAUGUCCUGGAUGCUGGCAACGAUCCCGAAAGCCCCGCUUAGAAUCAGGUCCCAUCUCAGCGUCUGGGGUCCGAUCGGCGCUCCGAGCCCCCAAGCGGACUGCAGCACACAGAAUGAGCCGACGGACAUGAAGACCAGGUUUUUCGUCGCCCAGUGCUUGUCGCCGCCGUAGAAGCUUGUGUAGAUGGUCACGAUGAUCCACAGCGCGGCCCACGGCAGCACUCCCCACGCCGCCCCGAGAAAGAGGAGUAUGGCGUUGGUGACGUGCCAGCGCAUAUACGCGCCUUUGAGCGAGGACAGGCCUGACGCGAUGGGUCGAUCGGGUUUGUUGAUCUUGUCCUCUGCCACGCCGUUGAUCUGGUUGGCCAAGUCGAAUGCGUAGAUGAAGAGCAGAAAGUACACGACCGAACGCCCGAUUCCGCGCGCCACCACGUCGAUCGUCAGCGCACUGUCCAGCGAACGGAGCGCAGCCAGUGUGUACAUCGCACCGGGAACCACGCUUGCGGACCAGUCCCGCCACGUGAAGCCCCAGAAGACUUUUAGCUCGUGCUGGAUCACUUCUGCGAUUACCCCGAGCCCAAGGGUGCCUUCGAGAUUUCUCUCGGCCAGAGCGGCGUGCCCCAAAGCCUGCGAGUCUGCUCAAUGGUCAGAUGGGCCGCAUGCGAGACGGAGGGAGAGCGGUCCAACUGGCACCUUUAGCCUCUUUCAGCAUUCGAGGGGGUGGUUGCAGACGAGAACAUGGUUGGGUGCGGGCUUCUUAAAUGGUUGCGGGUGGGAAAGUCGCUAUAAAAACCUGGUUGACAGGGAGCAUGAGCCGACAGCAUGGGUGGGCGAUAGGAAGCAGAACAUACGCUAGCGAACGAUAGAUGAUUGAUGAGCUCUGGGCUUGUCAGCUCUUCGGUCUCUUGAUGCCUUCGCUGCCACCUCAUGGUGACUAUCAAUAUCAAAAGGGGCUCGGCAGCAGCGCCGUGAGCGGUUGCCGUUGACCGUAGGAGUUUCGAAAAGACCGCUGCCAAGCAUAAGCUAAGCGUUGAGCUAUCCAGAUCCAGUGUUCUAUGCAAUAACUUGCUGUAAGCGUCCUGAAAAGAGUAGAACGAUCAAGGCUGUCAUGCCCAAAGCCCCUGGGCGGCGGUAGCUAUAAUUCAGUCAAAAAUAGAGGUGAAGUCGAAGAGCAAGCUGGGCAAGAAGGGGCAGGCACGUUUAGUUUGCGCAUAUUGUCUGGACAUGUCAAUAAAUUUGAUAGUGGUUCAAGCUCUGAAGUAGGAGGACGGAGUUCGGCAUCUACAAUGGGUGCGUAUCACGCAAACCAGCAUCCGGACCUUGAAGGUCUUGGACACCACAUGGGGAAG
Mycena citricolor is the source of this 4681-nucleotide messenger RNA. The record is from the annotation of a GenBank genome assembly. NCBI's taxonomy places the organism in Eukaryota, Fungi, Basidiomycota, Agaricomycetes, Agaricales, Mycenaceae.